Molecule: messenger RNA, 1108 nt
Organism: Mytilinidion resinicola
Lineage: Eukaryota; Fungi; Ascomycota; Dothideomycetes; Mytilinidiales; Mytilinidiaceae
Exons: 3
Coding region: 357-911 (184 amino acids)
Molecular function (GO): protein binding
Source: RefSeq, a predicted model, not a curated record
CUUGCUCUUGCAAGGGUUCACCUAGAAAUAGACACUCAGCCACAGCGACACGCGCUCGUUCGGUACAGCGCGUCCAUCUCACUCUCUCCCGAAGCUCUUCACUCUGUGCAUUACUUAGAGGGUUGUCUGCCCCCACUAGAUUAACCCCACCACCUCCUCCUACGUGACCUCUAAAUCCCCUUCACGCUCCGCCUCCUCGCCUUUUCUGCCACCCCCCUCGGGCUGUCAGGCUCGAUCUCCCGCAUAACCGACGACACAAAGUGCAAGAGAGGAGCCUCGACGUGGAUUGCUUGAUAGUUGACGCUGCUUCCGUCCAUAAUCUCCAUCUGCUGCCUCCGUGAAGCAGGCCGGACAUCAUGGCGGACGACGAAGGUGCAUCACCACGCGAACUCAUCCUCGAGGCUUGCCGGCGAAACAACGCCUCUCUCCUCGAAGAAACCUUGGCCGAUCUCACCUCCGCAUCCAAAAAGGCCGGCAAGAAACCCGCCGACUACAUUGCGGAGGUGCUGAACAAGAGCCAUGAUGGGGUUGGGAACGGAUGCUUGCAUAUCGCAGCGACCUAUGGAAGCUAUGACGUCCUGGACGUCCUGCUGGAUCAGGAAGGCAUCGAAAUAGACGAGAUCGACCGCAUGGAGCGCGACACGCCCCUUCACAAAGCCGUCCGCUACGUCAACUCUCUCUCAAAGGCCGAAUGGUCGUCCGGCCACCAUAUCGUUGACAUCCUGCUGGACGCUGGAUGCGACCCCCGGAUACGCAACAAGGCCAAGCUGAAGCCGGUGGAACUGGUGGAUCCGCGGAAUGCUGAGCUUAGGAGCAUUCUGCAGAAGGGGGAGUUCGCAAUGACCGCGGGCGAUGAUGUUGUGCAAGAAGAUGACGAUGGGGCUACGGGAAGCGGGAGCGAUAGCGACUAGCAUUUGAAUUGUAUGCUCUUCUGCGAGAGACUGGAAUGGCGUUGGUGUAUUCUUAGACCUUGAAGCGUUCGAAAGCGAUACCGAUUAGCCUCUGAACUGCAACUAACAUACCUUGAAGGCCACCUCACAGCAUCAUUAUAUGUUUCAAGCUUUUCGCAAGUACUUGCUAUGCAACGCCUCGUCGUAGAAAUCCGUAC